GAGUGAUGGUGCAAAAGUCACCUAAAAAUUGGGGCGGGAAAGGCGGUUACAGUUCAGGGAAACUAAUUGCACAAGUUGCAACUCGGAGGCCCGGAGGGUGCUCCCUACCCCGAGGGAAGAAGCGCCUCAGCCACCGAACUUUCUCCUUCUCUGACUCCGGAAAGAGCUACAGGAGAGCAUGGAACUAAUUUGCCCAACAGCGAUUAUACUCUUAGGUUGUAUUGCCCUUUUGUUAUUCCUUCAGUGGAAGAACUUGCGUGGACCCCCGUGCAUAGGAGGCUGGAUUCCUUGGAUUGGAGCUGCAUUUGAGUUCGGGAAAGCCCCUCUAGAAUUUAUAGAGAAAGCAAGAGUGAAGUAUGGACCAAUAUUUACAAUCUUUGUAUUGGGCACCCGAAUGACCUUUAUUACUGAAGAAGAGGGAAUGAAUGUGUUUUUAAAAUCCAAAGAAGUAAAUUUUGAACUAGCAGUGCAAAAUCCCGUCUAUCGUACAGCAUCAAUUCCAAAGAACAUCUUUUUCACACUUCAUGAAAAACUUUAUAUCAUGAUGAAAGGGAAAAUGGGUACUUUCAACCUAGAGCAAAUCUCUGGAAAAUUGACAGAAGAAUUACACAGACAGUUGGAAAAUCUGGGCACUCAUGGGACAAUGGAGUUGAACAACUUAGUAAGGAAUCUACUUUAUCCUGUCACAGUGAAUAUACUCUUUAAAAAAGGUUUGUUUCCCACAAAUGAAAGGAAAAUCAAGGAGUUCCAUAGACAUUUUCAAAGUUACGAUGAAGGUUUUGAGUAUGGAUCCCAGAUUCCAGAAUAUCUACUAAGAAACUGGUCAAAAUCCAAAAAGUGGUUUCUAGCGUUCCUUAAGAAAAGCAUUCCAGAUAUAAAAGUUUCUAAAUCGACAAAAGAAAAUUCCAUGACCUUAUUUCAGGCUAUACUGGAUAUGGUAGAGAUGGAGACAGGUGAACAAAACUGUCCUAAUUAUGGGCUCGUGCUUCUUUGGGCUUCUCUGUCCAAUGCUGUCCCUGUUGCAUUUUGGACACUUGCCUUUGUUCUCUCUUAUCCCAGCAUCCACAAGACCAUUAUGGAAGGCAUAUCUUCUGUGUUUGGCAAAGCAGGUAAAGAUGAGAUUAAGGUGUCUGAAGAUGAUUUGAAGAAACUCCUUCUGAUUAAAUGGUGUAUUUUGGAAACCAUUCGUUUAAGAGCCCCUGGUGUCAUUGCUAGAAAAGUGGUAACGCCGGUUAAAAUUUUGGAUUAUACUGUACCUUCUGGUGAUUUGUUGAUGUUGUCUCCAUUUUGGCUACAUAGAAAUCCAAAGUAUUUUCCUGAACCGGAAUCAUUCAAACCUGAACGCUGGAAAAAGGCAAAUUUAGAGAAGCAUGCUUUCUUGGACUGCUUCAUGGCAUUUGGAAGUGGGAAGUACCAGUGUCCUGGAAGGUGGUUUGCUCUGUUAGAGAUUCAAAUAUUUAUUAUUUUAAUAUUUUAUAAAUAUGAUUGUAGACUUCUAGACCCAUUGCCAAAACAGAGUUCUCUCCAUUUGGUGGGAGUACAGCAGCCAGAAGGACCAUGCCGUAUUGAAUUUAAAAGGAGAAAAUAAUGUCUACGUGGGCCUACGAGGACCAGACUUCUGGAGAAGCAACAUCUGCUAGCUGGGCACCCACUACUCAGCAUCUCAAUCUGAGUGAGCGCCACUAAAACAUGCUGCUUAACUUUAUUUUAGGAUUUAGUUCAAGAAAAUGACCAAAUGGUAUGUGUAUAUUUGGCAUCUCAAGAGUAGACCAAGAAUCUGACAUCAUUCUCAGUGACAUAAAGACCCAAACACAGGGUUUAUAGAAGAUGUUAACUGAUUAAAAAAAAAAAGAGAGAGAUUUCCUCAGAAAUUGGAAUCUGGUUUUAUGUAUCACUGUAUUAAAGCUUUAACUUUCUAUUUUGGAAAAGGCUAAAAAUCUUAGACUCCAAAAAAAUUUAAAUAAUUAUUUAUGAAAAUUUCUGUUUUUUCUUAGUAUGAUUUUUAACUAGCAACUGGAAUUUGUAAGCUCUUUUAAUAUAAUUAUUUCUUAUAAACACAUCUAAUGCCAAAAGUAUGAUAGCUUUCUAAGACCUGUCAAGACAAAGAUCAUGUCUUAUAUUCACUUACAUACUCAACUGCCUCAGGACAGCACCUUCUCUAUAAAAUAUAUUCAAUAAAUGUAAUUGAUUGAUUUAUGUUUUAAUUAAAGUGAAAACACCCUUUUGAAUCAAGGUGUUUAUAAUGAUAGUUUAAGAGAAAAUAUUUUUGCUAAUUAUAGAAACACAAAUAAAAUGGUAUGUCAAGGCAAGUAACAUCUGAAUCCGUUACUUAAGACUUGCGCCUGAAAUAUUUGCUGUGAAAUCCAGACAAGAAAUCCUAUCAUCUUCAGAGGAAACACAUGACCCUAAUAAUAGUCAUCAGUGAUGUCAUGAUUUGUCCUCCAAUUGUCAAUAAAAUGCUACUUGUUUCAUUUA
Molecule: messenger RNA, 2475 nt
Organism: Talpa occidentalis (Iberian mole)
Lineage: Eukaryota; Metazoa; Chordata; Mammalia; Eulipotyphla; Talpidae
Product: 24-hydroxycholesterol 7-alpha-hydroxylase
Exons: 12
Coding region: 179-1588 (469 amino acids)
Biological process (GO): cholesterol homeostasis; bile acid biosynthetic process
Molecular function (GO): oxidoreductase activity, acting on paired donors, with incorporation or reduction of molecular oxygen; steroid hydroxylase activity; iron ion binding
Source: RefSeq, a predicted model, not a curated record